Molecule: messenger RNA, 1287 nt
Organism: Aspergillus glaucus CBS 516.65
Lineage: Eukaryota; Fungi; Ascomycota; Eurotiomycetes; Eurotiales; Aspergillaceae
Product: RNA-binding protein
Exons: 4
Coding region: 1-1287 (428 amino acids)
Cellular component (GO): cytoplasm; nucleus; ribonucleoprotein complex
Molecular function (GO): mRNA binding
Source: RefSeq, a predicted model, not a curated record
AUGCCUACCCGCGAGAAAUCACGCCCGAGACCUCGAGGAUCCGACGAGGAAUUCGUCGUCUUUCUUCAAGGGAUCCCAGCUCACUGCCGCUGGCAAGAACUCAAAGACCUGAUCCGCCAAACAGCUGUUCAUAUCCGCCAGGCUGUAGUGUACGACGACAGUCAUGGCUUUCCUACUGGGCUGGGACAGAUAAUCAUCAAGAAUGAAGAGGAGGCGUGGAGAACUUAUCAUCGACUAUCCGCCAACGGCUGGGAAGGACAGAGUAUAGUCAUCACGCUCUCGAGAACCUGUGCCCCGACUCGUCCUAUCGCGGGUCCUACCAGAGGUCCAGCUUGUGUGUUUCCUUCUGGUUACAUGUCUGGCUACUCGACGCCGCCACGUGUGACCCAUAAUCUGGCUGCUCCUGGUUCUCCAGAAUCUCUAUACCAGAGCCCAGAAUACGCGCCGAUAAUAGGCCUCCCUCAGCCACCGCCGCCGUUCGUUCCUAUGCUCCAAGAUCCUCUAUCUCCACCGACAGCCCCAGGUCCAGGUCCAGGGCCAGCUGUCACCUGCGAUCCAUCACUAUACACCUUCACCAUCCCUCCACCGACAUACCAAUUCCAACACAUCCCUGAACCAGUCGUUCACCUCCCAGCGAAGCCUCUAUUCAACAUCCCAAGCCACACCACCAAUACCUUCUACACAAAAUCCACCCGCCGCACAAUCCUCAUCCAGAACCUCAGCGCAAACACCACACAAGCAAACCUAGUCACUCUCUUCCAAGAGGCCGGCCCUAUCGAGCGAUGCCAGUUCGACACCACCGCAACCACCCCCGCAUACACACACCACAAACAAUCAGCCAGAAUCACAUUCACAACACCAGACUCUGCCAAACGCGCCGCCACACUAUUCAACAACACCGCGUUCAUGGGCUCGAAGCGCAUCCGCGUACGAAUCGAUCGAAACCCCAAUCCCAAUCCCAAUCCCAAUCCCAGUCCCAAUCCCAAUCCCAACCCCAGCCCAGUCCCGAUCCCAAACCACAACCAUACCACAACUGUGGAUACAAAAGCAACCAGCGCAGCAAGCACAAACUCGACAACACCCGCUUCAAGCCCUAGUCCUAGUCCCGGUCCUUACUCUUAUCGUGGUCAUAGUAGCGUCGGGACUAGUCCUGCGCAUAGUGUUGCGGGCGGAUCUAGACCUGCGUCGAAGGAUGGCCCUGUCCCGAGACAGUCGGUGGAUAAGUGUCAGCCGUUGGUGGUGAAUGGGUCUGGGGUUGGGAGGAAUGCGGUUGGUGUUGUUGGUUGA